CAGACUGAUCCGUCUUGUUUUGGGCUGGUCAUCUGCACCACUCUAAUCAAGAACCUUGGGUUGUGUCGUCUUUUCUACGUCAGUGUGUCCUACCUGCAGUAACUAUCUGCGAAGGAAGAGGAGGAGAACGGGUUUUUUUCAACUAAGCAAAAAAGGAAUACCAGCGACUUCCGCACUCGCUUCAGUCCUCUGAUCCAAAAUGGAAUAAAGGAAUGAUAAUGACUUUAGAAACAUCUGCCAACAAAACAAUAUAGUACAGUACUGUACAACACUGCAACUCACUGAAGGAAUUGUUUAUAAAAAGUUUAUUUUUAGUAUAGAAAGUUUUUAAAUCAGCCUGAUUGUAAUUUGAAACCAAAACGCUGCAUUGUCACCUACAGGGUCCUGGGAAACGCUCGGUGAUUUUUUUUUUCAAAGACAAGAAAGAGAAGAGAAACUUGACAACAUGGAACACUUUUUCGACAGCUUUUUUGUCCUAUCUACAAUUUUUGCUCUUUGUCUUGGACGGAUAGUAAAGGUCCCUGCUGGUCCCUUGAUCCGAGUGGAAGGUAGGGACAUUGUCAUCCCCUGCAAUGUCAGUCACUUUGACGGUCCCCCCGAGCAGGAUUUCGACUGGGAGCUGACCCAGGACUCAGGCUCUAAAAUGCAGGUGGUCAGCACGCUUGACUCUUCCUUCACUGAUAAGUCUUACGAAGGCAGAGUGAACAGUGGAGAGAUUGCUGUGGAACGAACCAGUGCCAGCUCUGUAGUUCUCAAGAUUAAACAUGUGAAAUUAACCGACAGUGGGAAAUACAAGUGCCUCACUCCCAGCACAGACGCCUCAAUUAGUGGAAACUAUGACGCGGAAGUCGAACUAAGAGUUAUUUCAGACAGCCUGAAAGUAGCAGCACCACAAUCUAGAAGUAAAACAGGAAGUAUAACAGAAGGCAGCUCCUUUGACCUGCGUUGCACAGCCUCACAAGAUUCCGUGGAAGGCACCCGUCUCUCGGUCACCUGGGAGGUGAGAAGAGGUGCCGCUUCUGAGAAGAUCCUCUCCCUCAAUCCAGAUGGAGGGGUUAUGGCUGGAAGUGACUACAGCCAGCGAUACCAGGCCGGAGGUGUGCGCUUGGAGCUGCUGGGCAACGGGGUAUACCGCCUGGUGGUCUCGCAAGCUCUGCCUACAGAUGAAGGCACCUAUGUCUGCGUGGCCGGCCAAUGGGUGAAAGACGAGAGUGGUGCCUGGAAAAAUAUCCUGGAGAAGAGCACGGACGUGGGAGAGGUUAAAGUGACGCCCAUUGCGCCAUCCUUAAUGGUUUCAGUUGGAGGAGGCAAUGUUACCUUAAAUGCAGACUCGACACUUGAAUUAACCUGCACUGUUGCAACAGCAAACAGUGACGCCAUCCGCAUGGAGGUCACAUGGUAUGUCAGCCCUACUCCCGGCGCAGACCAGGGUAGCUCACGAUUGCUGGUGCACAUGGACCGUGACUCGGUGGUGAAUGGAUCAGACGCCGUCACUGUCAGCCGUGUAAGUGCUGACACCACCCGACUGGUGUUCCGAGAAGUUGAAAAGACAGACACAGGGUAUUACUUCUGCAAGGUGGUCGGGUGGAUGCCACAGUCUGGCGGGACGUGGUACAAAGCAGCGGAGAAGACCUCGACAUCUGUCCGCGUGACAGUUACUUCGUUAGAACCUACCUACAGUGUUCUCCUUAGCGCCCCAACCACUCCACAUUUCUCAGAUGACCCAACAGAGCUGGAGUGUAAAGUGACAGAUGUUCAGAAUGCAAAUGGUACCCGCAUGACUGUUUCCUGGCACUACAGGAAACCCACACCCGCUGACCUGCCAGUCAGUGACGACCUGAUCGCCACAAUGGACCAGAACUGGGACCUACAGGCUGGGGAAAAGUACAAGGAGCGGGUGGGGAAGGGACACAUUGUUCUCACCAAGCUGGACCCAGCCGUUUUUAAACUUCAAGUCCUGCACACCCGAGACACUGACAGGGGAGAGUAUUUCUGUACUGUAUCAGCAUGGGCCCAAACAAAAGAUCACAGCUGGGUAAAGACAAACGAUGUCUCGUCCACAAUUCUCCCAGUAUCCUGGGAGCAGGAAGAUCCAAGUCUCACAGUUGUUGCUACGCCUCUUAAAGCUGUUUUUUCUGGGGGAGACCCCUUUGAGAUGGCUUGCAAGGUUACUGGCAAGAAACUAAAGAAUCCAAAGUACUCCGUGCUCAUUAAUGUGGAGGAGCCUUCCAGCAGGAAGAUCAGGAAGAUCAUGUCUAUGAGUCAGGACUCGGUGACUCGUCUGGAGGAGUGGAACGAAAAGGAUCGCCUGGACAACGUAGUCCUGGAGAAAUCCAGUGCGGACGAGUUCCGCUUUAGAAUGUAUUUAACUCAGAUCUCAGAUGCUGGGUACUACUACUGUGAGGUCACAGCCUGGACGCCUGAUGCCGGGAACACAUGGAGUGAGGCCACCAGGGGUAUUUCAAACAAGGUGAAGAUCGACUUUGAAAAUACAGGUCCAGCGUUCAACGUGUCCCUUCAUUCAGACAAACUGACGGUAUACCCUGGGCAGACUGUGAAAAUCGAGUGUGUCAUCACUGUUCAAGGGGCAGCGGCUGGUACAGAUGACAUUUCCUAUGAUGUGAAAUGGUCAGUGAGCACAGAGGACAAAUCGGUCUUCCUCGUUUCAAUGGACCGAUGGGGUGUGAGGACGCUGACUCCACGCAAUGGCACCAGCGAUUGCAGUCUGGAGAGGAUCAAACCCAGGACGUACCGCCUGAGUAUUCACAACACCAAGGACACUGAUCGCGGGAGCUAUCACUGCUCCGUGACGCCCUGGCUCAAAACCUCCGAUGGAGCCUGGCAGAAAUCGCUGGAGAUCCAGUCUGAGCCUGUUCACUUAAAAGUGGACUUUGCAAUGUUGGAAUCCCUGAAGUACCCCUUGCUGUUUGGAGCUACUGCUGCACUUUGUGUUGGGCUCCUGGCCAUGCUGAUUGGUUACAUUGGUGCUCGAUUCUGCUGUAAGAACGCUUUGCAAGAUGACAUGAGGGGUAACCGGCGGUUAGUGUCCAUGGAAAUGGACUGAGCAGGAGAGAAAGAAGCCAAGAACUGGACAAUCCGCACAGAGCCCUAGCACCCAUCUAAACAAAGUGACGCCUUUAAACUGUAACCCUUUUCUCCAAGACUCUGAUGCAGAAAAAAAGGCUCCUGCAAAUACAUGUUCCAUUGCUGUUGCAGAACUAGAAAGAGACGAUAUUCCAGUCCUUGUGUGCUGCUUUGCUGACAGCUACAGAAAUGCAGAUUGAAUUAAAGCUGGUCAUCAGCCUUCUAAUUGCCUGCUGCUCUGCGGCUUUAUUAAGGGGGGAAAGAGAACCACUUCUUGAUUAAAAGAGACUUCUACCUAUGAAUGAAUGUUGCACAAGACUCAGGAACUGUUUCGAUGGGAGUUUUGGAACACCUUCCCUCAUUCGAAACUGACUAAAAUUACAUUUUGUAUCCAAAAGAUUUAUGAGGUUUAGUUGGAAACACAAGAUAUCUUGUUUCUGGCUCCCCGUAUCGAUCUCACAAAGAUAUUGAUACCUACCAAAGGGUAUGGAUUUGACUUUGGUUACAGUAUUUCCAGUCUUUUAGAUUGUAACAAAAUUGUUCAUCAGGAGAUAAUGCAAAAGCAUGACUAUGAAUGUUGAAGAAUAUUGUAUCAAACGCCUGCUGUUGCAAUGCUGUACAAAGUGUGACCUUUAGAAAGAAAAAUACUGAAGACUAUUAUUCCUGCAGUCUGAUCUCCACAGUAAAACAUUUUCUUUGUGUUGAUAUUUGGAAUUAUGUGCUGAGAAUGGACCCAAAACAGAUAUUUUAAUAAGAUUCUACUUUUUAAGAGUGAAGAAAUGUAUUUUUUUUUACAAGCCUUUCUCUCUGUUUCAAAGACUCACUGGUGCAACUAAAUAGUUACUGUUUUAAACGUUGUGCCUUAGUGAAGCAGUUUUUAAAUGAAAAAAAAUGAUUUGGCACAAAGAUGUUAACUUUUACUUUCUGGUUUUAGCAUGGCUUUUUCAUUUGAAGAAACAUGCUGGUGUGUUUCGCAUCUGCAGGUGGAUAUAUUGAUGACUGGGAUUGAGUGCAGUUGUUUCAGAGUGGUUAUUCAUUUUGGACUAUAGGCCAGUUGAUUAAAAUAUAAAAAUUUUAAUAAAAAUAUAGCAGAAGAUUAGGUAGCUGAGUAGCAAUGGCUCAAGUCAAACUGAAGUUAUAUUUAUUAUUUUUUUUUUGUUGAGUGUUGUGUUCAGAUUACUAGGUUAUUACUGAACAAAAAGCUUAAUUCUAAAAUGAACAUCUGGUCAAUAGCAUUAGUGAAAAGCCAUCUGGAUAUUCAAGCAAUAAGUAUGUAACUGCAUGUUAAUUUUGUAUUGAGAAAGACAUGCCUUUAUAUUGCCAUCUGACCAUGUAAAAUUAGGGGGUAAAGAAGGAAAACAUAUAAGCUUUAGAAACAAAUUCAUCCAUUGAUUUGAUUUUUACAAAUAUUUUGUUUUAUUUAAGGAGCUUACUUUUUUUUUUUUUUGUUGUCUUCGGAUUUAUUAAACAGGAUAAGAUUCUUCCUAUUCUUAACUUGUGAACUUGGGUGUGAGUGGGGUUCCAAAAUGUGCAUUUUUUAGGUACUGGAGAUAAAAUGUGUCGAUUGUAGAGGCAAGCUGUGACAAUGCAGAAUCUCUCCAAACUUGGCCUCCUCAGUUAAGGCCUUCUAAGAUCCACCCUCACUGCUGUGCCAGGUUUCUGUUACACCCAGCUGACUUCAGUAUUACUCUUUGUUUGUUGUGAGCGGAACCUGUCAAAUGUGGUGUUGAUUAUAGACCUGGGUCUGAGCUAUGAGCUGGAUUUCCUUUCAUACCCUCCCAAUGGGACAAACCACAAAGCCACCCAUUUACCUUUUACUUAUUUUACACGUAUGUGUUUUUUUUCAUUCUUUUAACGAAAAGCUUGGUUGGGGGGGGGGGGGGGUUGCCCAGGUGCUCGUCCUGGCCCUGGCCCUGAAUGUGAUGUAAAUUAUGUUUUUGUUUUCAGAACUAUCUUUUAAUGCUAGUGUUUAAAAAGGAUACACUGUGAUUUUUCUGAGCUUAUGUGUGUUUCUUUAUUCUUUUAAAUGAACAUUAGGUAUUAAUCUGCUACUUGGUAUAGUUCAAUUUUAAACCUGUGACUGUACAUUUAGAGGACAAGUUAGGUUCAAACAAAAACUUGACAAACAAACAAAACCAUGUUGAACUGGACUGGUGAAUAAGUAUACACAGCCUGCAUAAGAGUCCUAGCCAGUGGAAAUAAAUGCAUUGGUACUUUACCCUUCAACUGUAUGCACGUUGAUUGAUUCGUAUCAUCAGUUGAUUAAACCCAGAGAUGUAACUUUUCACUUUUUUUUUGUUUCAAGAUUCAUCUGUUGGUCUCCUUUACAGGGGUCUCUUGUGGAGACUCUGGCUCAGGGGUUAAACAUGGGCCUUAGGAAUCCCUGUGACUGUGUCAUGAUGAUGUAUGUGUGCUGGAAAUCAAACCAAAUGCAAAUAAAAUAAACUUGUUUUUUUUCCCCCCUUCUAA
This is a messenger RNA of Acipenser ruthenus (sterlet), 5553 nucleotides long. RefSeq names its product prostaglandin F2 receptor negative regulator-like. The coding region runs from base 446 to 3064 and encodes 872 amino acids. The transcript is spliced from 9 exons. NCBI's taxonomy places the organism in Eukaryota, Metazoa, Chordata, Actinopteri, Acipenseriformes, Acipenseridae. The record is from RefSeq and is a predicted model, not a curated record.